CAUUACUCUUCUCGUUAUCUCCGCAUGCUCGCUAUGGUUUCGACCUGUACUAGAAUCAGCCGGAAUGCGCGGCACAGGAUGCUAUUGCCAAUCAAGAAAUGUUGUGAUCUACGCUGCAGAACGUUAUCACCUCGUCAACCAUCGAUGCAGCAUCGCAGAUGACCUCGCCUCUCUAGAAGUGCCAUACUACUCUUUCUCACCCACAUGGAUACUGCGUCACGAGUACGACGACCGCCCGGCUUCCAUGCGUUCGCAAGUUGCUUCCCUCCCACCGACGAUGCUGCGCAUUGAGGUUUCUCGUACACCCCCCCCCAAUUUCUGGUGACGGUCAGCCUCGUCUCAGGCUCAUAUCAGGCUGUCUUCGCAUAUUGUUUGCGGCAUGUGGUCGACUGUUACUGCAUCGUGUCUCUAUAAGAGACCGUGCAUGCCAUUUGUUCCGACCCGCAUCGUCCAUCUGGGAGUUCCCAUUUCUCGCGAAUGUUGGCCGUUGUAGUCCUGCUAGCCUACGGGCUCGUAUUCUCUGCCCCGCUCACCUUCGCCCUUGGGACAAAAUGUUCUGCUGCAGUCGCCAGUGGUACAGCUGCAGCCGGUGAUCCGUUCUGGUUAGAGAACAUCACGCAUCAAGGCAUCUCUGCCUUCAAUGCUGAUCCGUCUUCGUACACCGUGUUUCGCAACGUCAAGGACUAUGGUGCCACAGGCGACGGUACAACAGACGAUACGGAUGCUAUCAACUCUGCUAUCUCCGAUGGUGGUCGAUGUGGUGACGCGACGUGCGCAUCCUCUACGGUCACGCCCGCCGUCGUCUUUUUCCCGCAAGGCACAUACUUAGUCUCUUCGCCCAUUAUUGCAUACUACUACACACAGCUCAUCGGUGACGCGCGCGUGCCUCCGACGUUGCUUGCAUCGUCGAGUUUCAGCGGUAUUGCUGUGAUAGAUGUCGACCCGUACAUUGCGGGAGGCUACGGCGCGCAAUGGUAUAAUGACACGAACAACUUCUAUCGCGACGUCCGGAACUUCGUAAUCGACCUCACUGACACCGAUGCCACCGAUGAUACCACUGGAAUUCACUGGCAAGUCGCGCAAGGCACAUCGCUCUACAAUAUCGAGUUUCAGAUGAGCACGGCGUCGGAUACUGCUCAUCAAGGUAUCUACAUGGAGAACGGCAGUGGUGGUUUCAUAGGAGACCUGGUGUUCAACGGAGGCAAGUAUGCCAUGUGGGUCGGUAACCAGCAAUUCACUGCUCGCAACAUCACCAUGACAAACUGUAACACCGGUGUCUAUCUGGACUGGGACUGGGGAUGGACCUUCCAAGGCAUAACAAUCAGCGAUUGCGAGAUCGGCUUUGACGUCAGUACCGGCGGCACGAACGAAGCUGACCAGACUGCCGGCGCCAUAUCGAUCAUCGACGCUACCGCGAGUAGCACGCCAGUCUUCCUGCAAACCACCGAGUCGAGCUCUUCCCUUGCUGGGUCGAUCGUGCUCAACAACGUCGCGCUCACCGACUGUGACACUGCCGUCGGCACCGCGAGUGGCGAUGUCAUCCUUGCAGGAGGAACGACGACCAUCAGCAGUUGGGGCCAGGGAAACGUCUGGUCUGGCACGAGCAGUUCGUACACGUUCACGCAAGGCGACAUCGCUGCGCCAACGAAGGCUAGCAGCCUCUUGAGCAACGGCAUGAUCUUUGGGAGGACCAUGCCCCAAUAUGCGGACUACGCGGUAGACCAAUUCGUCAGCGUCAAAACGCUCGGUGCUACUGGCGACGGCUCGACUGACGACACAAGCACGCUACAGUCAAUCUUCGACGAGUAUUCCGGUUGCUACAUCAUCUACUUCGAUGCCGGCACGUACAUCAUCACGAGCACUCUCACCAUCCCGGCCGGGACCCAGAUGGUCGGCGAGGCGUGGAGUGUCAUCAUGGGCAGUGGCAGCGCCUUUGAAGAUCAGAGCAACCCGACGGUCAUGGUCCAAGUUGGCGAUACCGGCUCCACCGGGACCCUUGAAAUCACGAACAUGAUGUUCUCGACUCAAGGCUCCACCCCCGGUGCCAUUGUCGUGGAGUGGAACGUUGCUGCCGAUACUCAGGGCUAUGCUGGAAUGUGGGAUACUUAUUUCCGUUUGGGUGGAGCGGCUGGUACUGACUUGCAAACUGCGGAGUGCCCUUACGGCUCAGAUUCAGAUUCCUGUUUCGCCGCCUUCCUUGCUCUGCACUUGACGGCAGAAUCAAAUGCGUAUCUUGAGGGAACAUGGGUGUGGCUAGCCGAUCAUGAUCUCGAUAUUAGUGCCCAGACGCAGUUGACAAUAUUCAGCGGACGAGGUAUCCUUUCCGAGUCUGCGGGACCCGUAUGGAUGAUUGGUACUGCAGCCGAACAUCACACGCUCUAUCAGUAUAGUCUUAAUGGAGCGUCAGAUCACUACAUGGGCAUGAUUCAGACGGAGACGCCGUACUAUCAGCCUUCGCCCGCUGUUCCCUCCCCAUUCUCUGUAGAGAGCACUUACAAUGACCCUUCCUUCCCAUCGUCUCAAACUUCCGCCUGGGCUCUCUACGUUCAGGACUCGACAGACAUCAUAGUCUUCGGCGCUGGUCACUAUAGCUUUUUCGAGAACUAUGCUCAAACAUGCCUCGAUUCGAUGGAUUGCCAGAGCCAAAUCGCCAACGUCGACUCGUCUUCGACGCUUUAUCUCUAUAGCUUGUCGACUGUCGGCUCUAGCUACAUGUGGAGUGUGUCCGAGGCGGGAGUCGUUCCAGAAAGCGAUAACGUAGAUGGGUACCAGUCCACUGUCACCGUCUGGACACAGUGACCGGUCAACGGUGCACACCAUCCACCUCUAUAUCUCCUCUGCUUCUACAAGGAUUGCAUACCACAGGGCUUCAUCUUUCUGUUGUAAACGUAUUCAUCUUGUAUCUGGUGGGAAACGUGUCUGUAUGUACGCGAUAGACCGCUCGGCGAUGUUCUUAUAGACUGAGAUCCGCCCGGUUCUUCAUCUAACUGCUUCUAAGGUUUUGAGUUGAAUUAACUAUUAAU
Laetiporus sulphureus 93-53 is the source of this 3023-nucleotide messenger RNA. RefSeq names its product glycoside hydrolase family 55 protein. Bases 478 to 2799 code for a protein of 773 amino acids. The record is from RefSeq and is a predicted model, not a curated record. Gene Ontology annotation, molecular function: polygalacturonase activity. Lineage: Eukaryota; Fungi; Basidiomycota; Agaricomycetes; Polyporales; Laetiporaceae. The transcript has 22 exons.